ACAAAAAGAAUUAUGUUUAAUCAAGGUUGAAAAGUUAUUGAUUGCUGCUUUAAUAUCAUAACUGAUUGUGCCCAAAUUCUUGACUGGCUUCAUCUAUGACUUACAUUGAAGUAAAUGCCAUAUCAAAUGAGUGCAGUUUCUCAAAAUCAAUAAAUAAUUACAAUAAAAUAAUAACAAUAAAAAAAUAUUGAGCAACAAGCACAUAAUUUAUUUGAAUUGCAACAAACAUUUUAUCCUACAGGUUUAGUUUGAGCUUGCAUAUUUCACCUCUGGAGAUCAAGUAAAAACACAGUGUCAUGGGAGUUUGUUGUCAUAUUCAUAUUGUGCAAGUAUACAUGAACCAAAAUGACCUCUCUAUUUUAACGGAUGCAUACUAGAAAUUAAUGGCUAAACACCCAAGGUCCAAGGCAAAUGCACAAGAUGCCUUUCCUCCCCUUCCUUCCUUUUUUAUUUUUCUAAAUCUUCAGUUGGUUUGCUUACCCUAAAAAAAAAGAAUAAACACUGUCAUAUAUUCUGUCCACAUGCAUAAAUAGACAUUGGCAGGAGAGAUCUCAUGUUUAUGGAAGGGUUAUCAGCACACAGACAGGCUGGCUUAACCACUGUAUGGACAAAAGCGUACAUAGAAUAACCACAAGACAAUCCCCUUGUACACACCCAUUUCCAGUAACGGUGCAGUUGUGCAUAUCUCCAGCGAGAAUAAAAGAAUCACCCUCCCCCACCCAGCUUUGAGUGAGCAGAAGGCAAUCUUGAAUAUGAAAACAAACCGGCUCAUGCUGAGGAAAUUGGAACAGCCUUAAGGGGUGAGAGAGCAAAAGCAAAAACAAGACAGACAUGAAAAGCCCUGAGCCAUGAAUUCCCUCAUUGGUGCUUUUAGAACAGUGAAUCACAGACAAAAGUGAGCCACCAGCUGGAAUCUGCUGGUUUGCAGCUUAAUGUCAGUAAGGACCAAGACUUUAGACAGUCCCUUUUUAGGCUGAUGUUGUCGAGUCUUACAGGACUAAGGACGAACUCUGAAGGAGAAUUUCUGCACUAUUUUGAGCCAAGCAAAAAAACAACAUUAAGGAUAAGAGGUAACCAUGCCAGGAUUCCAAACAAGUAACUUAUUAGUAGUCUCCUUGGUGUUGGCAUUGGCAACCUUCCUGGAGGUCUGCAGGGCAUGUCAGCUUGGCUCUGCCACACAGUGUGAGAAAUCUCCCUUCGUGCCUGGCUACAACCUUGCUGGGGAGGGUUUCGAUGUGGUACGGAUGCGUCGGACCGGGGCGUAUGUCAUUAAUGUCAAGGGUCAUCUGGCUGACAAUCACACAUGCACACUGUGUCCAAACCGCUUUCACAAAGGACAGAUUCAGAGGCUUCCAGCGGCUGUGUUGGACUGGCGCCCCUUCAGCCGUUGUAGCAAGCAGCUUACUAGUGCCCUCCACCACUCGGUGGACUCCCUGCUGCGCAGCUCCAGCUCGCUGGUGAACAACAACUGGAGUGUUGGUUUGAGCCUUGAUAAAAUCGGCAAGGUAGUGCUGGGAGGGAGCCGCUCAGACUUGGCCAAGUUUGCGCGAUCUCAGCACAGCAUGGACAAAGCUACUUUUGCCAUCCAUGAAAUCAGUUGCACCUACUACAGUUACAGGCUGGCUGAUCACCCCCAACUAAGCACAGAAUUUACGAAGCAUCUGAAAAGACUCACACGGAAUAUCAUGACAAGCCAGAGCAAAGCCAUGUACAGACGACUUAUUGACACCUACGGGACACAUUACAUCCACCAGGUUCAACUUGGUGGCAAGGUGAGGCGAAUCACAGCCUUCAGGACCUGCCUGGCCACACUCAAAGGCUAUAAAGAGGCAGAGAUUAAAAACUGCCUGAAUGCUGAACUCCGCAUGGCCUUGGGUUUCCUACCUGCCAAUGCAUCCUUCUCAAACAAGUGUGACAGCCUGAUGAAGGGAAACCUGAGCCUUGGCUUCUAUCAAGGCUUCAUGACCCAUAAAACUGAAGUCAUUGGAGGGGAGAAAUACUUUCCGGACAUCCUCUACCAGCAGGACCCUUCAGAAGCCUAUCAAAGUUGGAUGAACAGUCUCCAAGAAAACCCAGACGUUGUUUCGUACGGGAUUUCCCCUCUGCACCAUCUGGUAGAGGACCCUCAGAUUAGCGAUAACCUGAGAGAUAUCAUCUCAGAGUAUAUUCAAGAGAACAAACUGCAGGAGGAGGAGCUGGGUUUAAAGAAUUGCUCUCCGACCCCAAACCUCGACCAUAACUGCUGUCCUUUGCGGGGUGGUCGUGGAACUCUUAAACUGGAGAUCCACAAAGCUGCUGGUCUUAAGGCUGACACUUUUACCAAAACAGACGCCUUUGUGAAGAUCUUCUACAACGGUGUGUACGAGGAGACGCCAACAGUGAUGGACGACAACAACCCUGUGUGGAACGCCACCUAUGACUUUGGUUCGGUGGAGGUGGGGCAGGAGUUGCGGUUUGAAGUCUGGGACAGAGACGUGCUUUACAACGAUCAAGCGGGGAUUUGUCUCGUUUUUCCUGAGCGCGGACAUCAUUCCCUAAGCUGUCAACUGAGAAAAGGAGUCCUCUACUUUUCAUACAGUAUCAAAUGCGACGCUCACUUGUCAGGCUACAGGUGUGGACGGUACUCGCCCACUGCAGAGUAGUGUUUUAUUGUUUUCUUGAUUGGGACUGGGAAGACCCUAGUUUACUUUAGCAAGAUCGUAUUGCAGUGAUGAAGCUUAGGGUUUGCUUUGACACUGGCUUCACUGAUCAAUUUAGUACCUAUGAAAAACAUGUUCAUUUAUAGAAGCAUUAAUACCAAUUCCUUUUGUACUUUGUGUAUUAUUACUUAAGACAUACCUCGAUUUUAUAACCCAAUCGUGCUUUGAUGUCAUAAUUUGGAUGACCGUUUUCAUUUGAGUCUCUGAAUAAAUGUUCUUCUGCAUAACAACGUAAAAUAGCAUAUUUUAUGUUCAAGAGUUGAAGAAAUAGUAUAAAAUUUCAAGACUAUUUAAAUGCACAUAAAAAUUUAAUAAAACUACUCUGAACUGGAUUGAGAAUUAUUUACAUAAAAUCACACCCUGACAUCACUUCGUCUAUUUCAGGGGCAUCCAACU
This is a messenger RNA of Corythoichthys intestinalis (scribbled pipefish), 3095 nucleotides long. It is a transcript of the gene prf1.5, whose product is annotated as perforin 1.5. The coding region runs from base 1077 to 2642 and encodes 521 amino acids. Gene Ontology annotation, biological process: immunological synapse formation; T cell mediated cytotoxicity; defense response to virus. Gene Ontology annotation, cellular component: membrane; membrane attack complex. The record is from RefSeq and is a predicted model, not a curated record. The transcript has 5 exons. Gene Ontology annotation, molecular function: wide pore channel activity. NCBI's taxonomy places the organism in Eukaryota, Metazoa, Chordata, Actinopteri, Syngnathiformes, Syngnathidae.